This is a messenger RNA of Papaver somniferum (opium poppy), 1541 nucleotides long. RefSeq names its product replication factor C subunit 3-like. The record is from RefSeq and is a predicted model, not a curated record. Gene Ontology annotation, molecular function: DNA clamp loader activity; ATP binding; ATP hydrolysis activity. The transcript has 9 exons. Bases 98 to 1186 code for a protein of 362 amino acids. Gene Ontology annotation, cellular component: DNA replication factor C complex; nucleus. NCBI's taxonomy places the organism in Eukaryota, Viridiplantae, Streptophyta, Magnoliopsida, Ranunculales, Papaveraceae. Gene Ontology annotation, biological process: DNA-templated DNA replication; DNA repair.
UUUUACUCGGGAGGAAAUGAAUUUUGGCGCCACAACCGAGUUUACAGUCUAGGGCUAGAAACGUAACGAAGAGAGUCCAAAGCAGAAGAAUCGAGAGAUGGCGGAGGAAAUAAUAUCUCCCAUGGAAAUCGAUGGAGGAGCUUCUGAUGAAGCUAUGAAAGCAGCUAGUAAAGGCAAGAAUGUAGUAGUAAUGGCUCCAUUCACCAAAUCAACCCCAUGGGUUGAAAAGUACCGUCCUCAAUCCCUAGCUGAUGUUGCUGCUCAUCGCGACAUCGUUGAUACUAUUGAUAGACUUACGAGUGAGAAUAAGCUACCACAUCUGUUGUUAUAUGGACCACCUGGGACGGGUAAAACUUCAACGAUACUUGCGGUUGCUCGAAAAAUAUAUGGACCUCAGUACCAUAAUAUGAUUUUGGAAUUGAAUGCUUCUGAUGAUAGAGGUAUUGAUGUUGUUCGGCAACAAAUUCAAGAUUUUGCCAGUACUCAGAGCUUCUCAUUUGGUGUAAAGGCAUCUGUCAAGUUGGUAUUACUGGACGAGGCAGACGCCAUGACAAAGGAUGCACAAUUUGCUCUACGUAGAGUGAUCGAGAAAUACACAAAAAACACUAGGUUUGCUCUCAUUUGUAAUCAUGUUAACAAAAUCAUUCCCGCCUUGCAAUCAAGAUGUACACGGUUUCGUUUUGCUCCUCUUGAUGCUACUCAUGUCACUGAACGCCUUAAACAUGUUAUAGAGUCCGAAAGGCUUGAUGUUGAUGAGAAUGGCUUAAAAGCACUUGUACGCCUUAGCAACGGUGACAUGAGAAAAGCUUUGAACAUUUUGCAGUCGACCCACAUGGCCUCUCCACAUAUAACUGAAGAAGCUGUUUAUCUUUGCACUGGGAAUCCAAUGCCUAAAGACAUUGAGCAGAUAUCUUUUUGGCUUCUAAAUGAAGUGUAUGUUACAUGUUAUAAACAUAUCACUGACAUGAAGAUGAGGAAAGGACUUGCCUUGGUGGAUAUUGUGAGAGAGGUUACAAUGUUCAUAUUUAAGAUCAAGAUGCCAUCGGAUGUACGUGUUCACUUGAUUAAUGAUAUGGCUGACAUUGAGUACAGACUGACUUUUGGGUGCAGUGACAAGUUGCAGCUUGGAGCGCUCAUUGCUUCUUUCACCAAGGCUCGAUCUGCUCUGGUUGCAUGUGUAAAGUAGUUGAAAUCAUCUGCUCGUGCUAGUUUUCCAGGUUGCGCACAUAUCUCCUAUUUCAGCAUCUGAACUGCUGUUAUAGGAUGCUUUCGGGUAGUAGCAGGAAGAAGUUGAUUAGAUAUUCAGUAGGCUUGCAAACAAUCUUAGAUUAAUGUGUUUGGGUUGCCAACAAGGUUGUUUACAAUUUACUUUGUCAUUGUAUGUGUGACUGGGUUGUAAAUUUUAGUAGAGAUGAUAUCUCCUCCUGGCUAUGUGGCUCUGAUUUGGCUGGAUAGUGAAUCGGAAUUCUAAAACCAUAUAGGGUCCAUUUAUGUUCCAAAUUCUGACCGUAGUUUAAUAGAAUAGUCGUGUUUUAGUAGUU